Molecule: messenger RNA, 637 nt
Organism: Chenopodium quinoa (quinoa)
Lineage: Eukaryota; Viridiplantae; Streptophyta; Magnoliopsida; Caryophyllales; Amaranthaceae
Exons: 4
Coding region: 66-440 (124 amino acids)
Source: RefSeq, a predicted model, not a curated record
AGUGAUACCAAGAUUUGGAUAUCCAUUUAACUAGUGGUGGUGGUAGUGCACAAGAAACAUAUGAGAUGAUAAUGUUGUUGCCACACUUUUCUUGCUCUCUCACAAGCUUGCCUUCUCAACACAAUCAUCAUAAUGAACUAUUCCAUCAUAUCAAACCAGUCUUCAAAGAAUCAUAUGUAGUUGGUCCGAUUAUACAACAUAGCAGAUUCACACCUUGUGCUGCUAAAUCCGGUGCUUUCUCUUCGAUAUUUAAGAAGUGUGAGGCAUGUCGAGGCCAAGGUGCCAUAGAGUGUCCUGGAUGCAAGGGGACCGGAAGGAACAAAAAGAACGGUAACAUUUUUGAGCGAUGGAAGUGUUUUGAAUGUCAGGGAUUUGGAUUAAAGAGCUGCCCUCAAUGUGGUAAAGGAGGUCUUACGCCGGAACAAAGAGGGGAGAGAUAGCUUAUUCCAUCUAUAUAACCUUUAUCUUGCUUCUAAGCAUGUACAUAAGCUCGAGUGAACACACAAGCACACAUGUACUAAACUAAAUGCUCAAAUGAUCAUAUUAUAUCAUUUUCUUUCAUGUUAUCUAAUUACUUGACCAACUUCUCUGUAUUCAUAUUAGAAAAGUGGCUAUAUAUAAUACGAAGUAAUAUAAA